Messenger RNA from Drosophila kikkawai, 779 nucleotides. RefSeq lists its product as uncharacterized. NCBI's taxonomy places the organism in Eukaryota, Metazoa, Arthropoda, Insecta, Diptera, Drosophilidae. Gene Ontology annotation, molecular function: DNA binding. The record is from RefSeq and is a predicted model, not a curated record.
UCAUCGCUAAUUUCGCGGCUAAGAAGAGUUUGGAAAUUUAAUUUUAGCUCCUGGUUUUGUCCUUUUAAGGACUUUUUAAACUGCAUUCAGUAUCAGAUGUGGACAAGUUCGAAUGUUAAAUACGUGAGAUCAAAUAAAACCUACGAGGUCGAGCUGAAGGAGAUAGAAUACACGACAUCAAACCGAAGAAAGCCUCGAGGAAACCAUGAGCAUGUCACUGAAGCGGAAUCAGCUGCGCUACUCCAAGCCACCGCCUCAGAAUCGCCAAGAACUCCUGCAGAGUAUCGAACGAGACCGCGGAGUUCUCGGAGCCUAUCUCCAAAAACUAAACAGCCAACAAGAGGACAUCACUACGUCUCCCGCUUCUGCGCCACUUGCUCCGUCCACUCCCUCAGCUCCUGUGCAACAGCGCUGCAGCUACGACCUGUUCUUCGAGAGCGCCUGCAUCACCGUCAAGAAUUUGCCGCCAAAGCUGGCGGCGGAGGCCAAGAGCAGAAUCUCCCAGAUCAUCAGCGAAUUCGAGAUCCGGGCAAUUGAAAUGGAAGCCCUGCCACAUCAGGGCCAGGCAAUGGGCAAGUCCAGAUCGACAGGCGACACCCUUGUGGACGAUAAGUCGGAGAUAGUCUACGAAUUCCAUCCCUGCCCCUAAAGUAGGUUGUGAGUUUGCUGUUCAAGCGAACCACUAACUGGCACACUUACAAAACAUUUUGGGAGGCUGUAAUAUCAAAAUUUACAAUAAAGUUGUAAGAGUCAUCGUUUGGUCGCGUUUCGGCCCUAAA